AUGACUAGUAUAACACUUAUUCCAGAGUUAUUACAAAAAAUCCUUUCUUAUCACAAGGAAAAUCCAAAAAUAAUUUUUAAAUGCGCUCUAGUAUCAAAAAGUUGGUGUGACACAGCCAUACCAUUCUUGUGGAAGAAACCAUUUCGUUUUUGUUAUUCAACUUUUCAUUACAAGAUCGUUAGAGUUUACCUUCAAUUCUUACCAAAAAAAUUUUUGGACGAACUUGAUUUCAAUCAAAUCAUAACUUCUGAUAAUCCUGCUUAUAAUUAUUUAUCUUUCUUACAAGAACUCGCUUAUCUUACAUUAUAUGAAUCCCUUUUAAAUUUAUUAAAGAAACAACGAUCUUAUAAAACUUUAUCAACAUCCGAAAAAGUUCAAGAUGAUCAACUUUGUCCAAGUUUUCAUCCAUCUAAGCAAUUCAUGAUCAAUAAAAUGUUACCGAUUUUGAACGAACUUUGUAAUUUAUUCAUCAAGAAUGGUACAAAAAUUCUCAAUUUUAACUUAUCGGCACUAUAUAUUAAUUGUAGUUGUAAAUGUAAAACUUCAAGAAAUAUCUCGUCAAUGGAAAUAAAAAAACCACAAUCCCAUCAAAAUAUUUCUCAAUGGGUAACGUUAAUUAAUUCACAAAGGUAUUUACAAAAGCUUAAGUUGGAAAUGUUUUAUAGUAAAUAUUCAUCAAUGAUCGCUUUGGCCAUCCCUUCACAAUAUCAUUCUCUGAAAGAGGUUGAAUUGACUUAUUCCAUGUUAGGACAACCAUCAAAAUUAGAAAAAAUUACUCUUAAUUUAAUAGAUUUUUUUAAAUAUCCAAAGAUCAUCCCAUUCAUUUGUUUAAAUUGUUCUCAAUUAAAAGUAUUAGAAAUAGUUUUGGUAGAAGAAACAUUUGAAAAACUUGUAUCAAUAUUGGAAAAUUGUCAAUUAUUAGAGGAGGUAUCAAUUUGGGAGAAAUUCGAUUGGAUAGGUCAUGAAUUUUAUGAUUAUCAUGAUUCUUAUUUUGGUAAUUACAUGAAUCCUAAUUUAGUUAUAAAAAAGAUUUCAAAUCAUUUACCAAGAAAUCUUAAAAAAUUGCACUUUUCUCAACUUUUUAAUUUCACCUUUGAAGAUAUACAAUACUUGAUUCAAAAUGCUCCAAAUACUUUACAAGAUUUGAAAUUUUAUGCUAUAGUUAAUGAUAAAAAUGAUUAA
Molecule: messenger RNA, 1182 nt
Organism: Funneliformis mosseae
Lineage: Eukaryota; Fungi; Glomeromycota; Glomeromycetes; Glomerales; Glomeraceae
Source: the annotation of a GenBank genome assembly